Eimeria tenella is the source of this 3720-nucleotide messenger RNA. RefSeq lists its product as uncharacterized. The coding region runs from base 1 to 3720 and encodes 1239 amino acids. NCBI's taxonomy places the organism in Eukaryota, Apicomplexa, Conoidasida, Eucoccidiorida, Eimeriidae. Gene Ontology annotation, biological process: regulation of DNA-templated transcription. The record is from RefSeq and is a predicted model, not a curated record. Gene Ontology annotation, molecular function: DNA-binding transcription factor activity. The transcript is spliced from 5 exons.
AUGGACGGCGGCGACCCCAGCCGCAGCGCAGCUGCUGAAAUGGCCUACGGGGAGUCUGACAAGCAGCAGCCUGCAGAGGCCACGUGCUCUACCGGGGCCCCUCCGCCUCCCGUUACACAGCAGUUAGCGGGCUUGACUAGCUCAGAGUCACGCGCCGAAAUUCAGAAUCCCUGUACAGCAGCAGGCGAGGCCCUCCAGGUCGAGGCCCCUUAUGCCUCUCCAGGGGCGGCCUGGGGCUGCGGCAAAACUGCCAGCCUGCAGGGCCUCAUGAAAAAGCGUGAGCCUUGCGAAAUCAAAUUUGAGCAUCCCCUGGGGGGCCCUAUCCCGUCAGUCCUGCCCAGCACCUCAGCCAGCAGCGGGGGCUCUCUGGCUGGGGAGAGCGAUGACAGCUUCUGCCAAGUGGCCUCAUUUUCUGAGGUGUUUUCUCCGCCUGAUGGCUCCCCCAUAGUUGCAGCCUCAGACGCAGCAUUAGCAGCAGCUCAAUCGGCAACAGAAGCAGCCCCAGGGACAGCAACAGAAGUAGGAACAGAAGCAGCAAUAGUGGCGGCAGCAGCAGCCCCAACAGGGGAGGCCCUUCACGCAGAGCUAAAGACGUUUGAGCUCCUCACCCACCUCAGGACUGUCGCCAGGAGGUGGGCCCUUUACCAUGACAACUUUUUCUUUCACUGGGACAGGCUCUGUUCAGAAUGGAAAGCCAGGAAGAGGCAAGGCACUCAGGGGAUUCCAAAGAGUCGGGGGUCCCAGGAAGUCCAGGGAUCUUCGGGAGCUCACGGAACUCAGGGCCCUCAUGGGGUUCUUGAUCCUUACUGUGGCUAUGAGCGAGAGGCAAAAGACGAAAGCAGUCGGGGGUUACACAAUGAGGGGCGCCAAGGAGAGGCAGUGACUCUAGACACUGUAGAUAUACUUUGCGCGUCAUUACCUCGUUUGUGGAGCGCCUCCUCCCAUAGCUUUGGGGGGCUGCAUGGCCCCGCUCUGUCUUUGCUGCUGCAGCAGCUGGACGGUAGACGCCGUUCCAUAGACGGCAGCUAUGCUCCUCUUAGCCGAUUCUUAGAAAUACCUUUCGGCACCUACUCCGUCUCCCGUACUGUUUCUAUUCGCAGACAGGACUCCAGUAAAACCUUAUGUUCAGAGGGCCCUCUGGCUGAUGAGGAGCCCCUCAGGCAUCGCAGCACUUCGAUUCCAUGGGCAGCAACCCUAGGGGCUCCGCAGGUCUCGCACUGCCUCGACGGGUCGUGGAGCCCUGUGGGUCCCGCUUCUGCGGGGCCUCCGUGGCUACAUGGGGCGUUCGUCGAUAGUGCUUCGCAGCCGCCCAACCCGUAUAUCCCCCCUGCAUCUCCUGCUGCUGUUGCUGCCACUAAGGCCCUGCGGGAAGCUGCUGCCAGCCUGCUGUCAAAUUCCACUUUUUACCCUCCGUGCUGCCGAGGGGCGCUUGAUGGCUUAUGCAGCUGCAGCUGCAGUUGCGCAGACUGCCGGGACGACUCCAGACAAUUCGGCGUCUGCGAAUACAGUGAAGCCAACGGACUAUCUCUGGGCCAGUACCCAUUUCAGGGCCCUCUUGUGCAUGGGCAGUACGGCGGACCCAAAACACAGGGAUCCUCCCAGUCAGAAGAUCCGCGAAAUCGCCUUUUUUGUGGAUGGUGCGACAGCUGCGUCAGCAGCAAUGGUGGCAGCAGCACUAAUGCGUUUCCAGUCAAAGCAGCUGUAAAUAACAAAACUUGGGCACACCGACCACCUCGUCUGCAUGUCAAAGUUAGCACACCUGCAGACAAGGAAGUCCCUGCUGCCCAUCUUUUGGGUCCCUUCAGUUCCGCUGGCUGCGACGAUUUCCGUACCACUGCUGGUGUCGCUGCUGGAGCUUCUUCAACAGAUCCCCCUCACGCCUGUUACGGUCAGUCACCGAGCUCCCUGGAUGAGCACUCUUCUCCCGAAAUUUCGGGGGCCCCUAAGUGGGAUAGUACUAUCAGCAGCACCGUGAGGGAGCAGCACAUGGACGAAGGGGGUUUACUGUCCGAGGCCCACCCCGAGGAGACACUUCACGGCGAGCAGCAACUCCACAACGGCAACAACAGUAGCAGUUGUAGCAGCAGCAAGUGUGAAGAGACAGAGGGGCUUUCAAUAGACCCAGCACACUGCCUUGGGGGCCGCUGGACUCUCCAUCAGUCGCCCUCCACGCCAUGGGUUCAGACUUGGCGCGUAAAUGGCCCUAGAAUUCCAGCUCAGAACCCAAGCAACCUUCCCCAGCAGCAGGACCAGCAGCAGCUGCAGCAGGACCAGCAGCAGCAGCAGCAACCGCAACAACAGCAGCAUCAGCAGAAGCAGCAGUCAGGCAAGCACACCGAUAACUUCAGCAAGAGUCGACGGCGCACUCUCCAGCCUCCGCAGUUGCAGCACCAACACCGGCGGCAGGAGCAGCAGCAGCAACAGCAGCAACGUCAGGAGCAGUUGCUGCUGCAUGAGCUGCAUCUACAACAACACCAGCUGCAGCAGCAGCUGAUUCAGCAGCAAAUGCAGCAGCAGCAGUUGCAGCAGCAGCAGUUACAGCAGCAACAGUUGCAGCAGCAACAGUUACAGCAACAACAGUUGCAGCAGCAGCACUUGCAGCAGCAACAGCUGCAGCAGCAGCACUUGCAGCAACAGCAGUUGCAGCAGCAACAGCUGCAGCAGCAGCAGUUGCAGCAACAACAGUUGCAGCAGCAGCAACAGCAGCAGCAGCAGCAGCAGCAGCAGCAGACCGAGGCUCCCUCAAUAUCACCUGCAGCAGACGCUCAUAGCACCAGCAAGUUCUUUUGCGGUGGCCGCCUUUCAGGUGAUUCUGUUUCUGUCCAGGGUUCCCGUACUGAGGGGCAUGAGAGACCUGGCGAUGGGGACAGGGAUGAACCUGCAAAGCAGCACAAGGUGGAGCAUCCGCAGUACCUAGUGCAAGUUUCAUGCCAGCAGCAGGAUCAGCAGCACGAACAGCAGCAGCGUGACCCCCAGCAGCAACAGCAGCAGGCGCAGCAGUCCUCUGGCCGUGCCUCAGCUGGACCAUGGGAGCACGAAGCAGGGCCCCUGGCACGUGAUAAGAAACGACGGGCGCCCGAGCCCAACGAGUGGUGGAGGCCCAUAGGCUCGACAAAGGAUGAGCUGGGUGACUCAGACGCUAAGGAGCUCACUGAACAGAAUGCCCUCAAUAAUAUUUCCGCGGAGGAACAGCAAACCCCUAGAACUAGGGGCCACCCCUCCAAACUUACACAGGUACUGCACAAAAACGGCUCCCUCGCCGUAACUGCUGCUGGCGGCGAACCAUCGCCCUUGCAUCGUAUUCGCCUGGGGGUCCCGUCCCGUUUACCUCCUGCUUCUGCUCGGUCUAGUGCUACGGGCAGUAGCGAGGGCAGCCUCUUGAAAGCAGCCCGCAAGGCCAACCACAUUGUGGUGGAGGACGGAGGUUUGCGUUUGUCUUUCGUGGCGCGCAAAGGCGUUUACUAUGACAAGAGAAGGAGACUGUGGAGGGCAAAUUGGAAGGAGAAUGGACGAAUUCACACUAAGGGAUUCUCAGUACAUGACUUUGGGACCCACCAGGCUGCUCGCGGGAAGGCGAUAGAGUUUAGGGAAAAGAAGGAACAAGAAAUAGACACUUAUCAUCAGGCACGGAGCCCCAGGGCCCACACGAGCGACAACUGGAUGGCGAGGCCUCAGCCUCAUCUGAGACCAACAGACGCUCUUUCAGAACAAACCGCCUGA